Molecule: messenger RNA, 1096 nt
Organism: Diachasma alloeum
Lineage: Eukaryota; Metazoa; Arthropoda; Insecta; Hymenoptera; Braconidae
Gene: Ski6
Product: exosome complex component RRP41
Exons: 3
Coding region: 145-975 (276 amino acids)
Biological process (GO): U4 snRNA 3'-end processing; poly(A)-dependent snoRNA 3'-end processing; rRNA catabolic process
Cellular component (GO): nucleolus; nuclear exosome (RNase complex); cytoplasmic exosome (RNase complex)
Source: RefSeq, a predicted model, not a curated record
CUGUGGACAUCGUGGAGGUUAUACAUAACCUAUUCAUUUUGAAUUUAAUUGUUGUGCGGAAAUAUCAGUGGGUGAAGUGGAAUUAGUGUUUAUUUAACGUUUUGUGGAUUAAGGAAUAGAAAGUUGACGUUUUUUAUUUGAAAAAUGGCACAUGACCUGGCAAAAACACUGGGAGGUCUCAGGUUGGAUGGUCGUAGGCCCCUGGAGCUACGUAAAAUAGGGGUGAAAAUGGGGGUAUUUGGACAGGCUGAUGGAAGUGCCUACCUGGAGCAAGGAAAGACCAAAAUUCUAGCGGCUGUCUAUGGACCACAUCAAACUCGAGGGAGUGCAGCCAGGAGUACUGUGAACAAAUCGACAAAAGGGAUCGUUAACUGUCAAUACAGCAUGGCAGUGUUCAGCUUGAGCUCUGGUGAACGAAAGAGAAGACCUAGGGGCGACAGAAAAACUCAGGAGAGGUCCAUUCAACUGAGGCAUGCGAUGGAGGCUGUCCUGAAUCUAGAGAAUUUUCCACGAUCGCAGAUUGAUAUUUUUGUAGAAGUUCUCCAAGUUGAUGGGAGUGAUUACUGCGCAGCGAUAAAUGCAGCCACGUUAGCGUUAAUUGACGCAGGAAUCCCGAUUAAAGAUUAUGCCAUUGGGUGCACAGUAACCCUCCCCGACGCCUCCCAAACCUUCGACGAGUCAGAAGUUCCUGGAAUUGGAGUCCUGGACGCUAAUAAUCUCGAAGAAAACGGCCCAGGGACAACUCUCUCGGUAGUUGCCCUACCAGAAACGACAAACGAAGCCAGCAAAGAAGCUGGCUUGAUCAUCAUAGCUCAAGCCAGUGGUCAGCGCUUGGACAUUUCAAAAAUGGAGGGCAUGAAGACAAGAGCAUUGCACGGUUGCCAGAGUAUCAAAACCAUUCUUGAUAAAAUAGUCAGACAGCAUCUAACAACAAAUUCUCUGCCAUCUUUAUUCGAUGUACAAAUGAUAGAAUAAAUGGACGAUUCAUUCACUCUCAACUGUCAUCACAAUUUUCUUCAAUCAUUAGUAUAAAUAUUCUCGUUAUAAAAACAGUUUUUGUAUGAAAUUAAUUGGAAAAUAUAUGUAUUGAUCUAGA